This is a messenger RNA of Erigeron canadensis, 772 nucleotides long. RefSeq lists its product as uncharacterized. Bases 126 to 413 code for a protein of 95 amino acids. The transcript has 3 exons. NCBI's taxonomy places the organism in Eukaryota, Viridiplantae, Streptophyta, Magnoliopsida, Asterales, Asteraceae. The record is from RefSeq and is a predicted model, not a curated record.
UAAUCCAACCCAGCCCAAUACAAUACAAUCAUUCUGACUUAUGAGGAUUUUCAUUUCUUAGCUCAUCAAUAACACAGUUACACAGCCAGCUUAAACCCUGAAAUACUUCAUCCACAAAAACAACCAUGGCUUGGCGCUGCGGAUCCUUACCGAGAUCUCUAAUCUCCACCGCCAGAUCUUCAUCAAUCCGUCGUACCACCACCGCUCGCAUCCGUCCUCAGACACCACCACUUUCCGGCCACCGCCUCCGUCCUGGCCCCACACCUUCCAUCCCUAGUUUCCGGACUAUUGGAGGUGUAAUUGGAUGCACUCAAUCAAUGCUGCCUUUGCAUAGUGUGGUGGCUGCUACUCGUUUGACGUCUCACGUCGCGGUCGAGGCGCGCGCCUGUUGCGAGCUUUCUCAGGGUACUUAAUGUAAAUUGUGGAUCUUAUGUGUAAUGUGAGGUUCAAAAGUUUCGAGGGAGACUUCAUUAUAGAAGUGACAGACACGAGUUCCAAUCUCUUCAGCUGCUAUAGAUUGCGAGCCAGCUUGCCUUUCUUAGAUUAUUAAGUUUUAUUUAUAUUCAUAAAAUCAUGUAUCCUUACUUUCGUAUUAUAGGGCUGAUUCAUCACGACUUACUCUGUGCUUUUGCAAGGUAGAUGUGCACAUACUGUGUUUUUUGUACUUGCAUUAGGUCUAGCUCCUGGUAGUAACAAAACAAUUGCAAUAACAUAUAACAAUUUAAAAUGCAUUUAUUGCAAUUAUGUUUUAGACACUUCGUGUCUUUUUGUU